Pecten maximus is the source of this 951-nucleotide messenger RNA. Its product is annotated as A-kinase anchor protein 5-like. Bases 1 to 951 code for a protein of 316 amino acids. The transcript has a single exon. The record is from RefSeq and is a predicted model, not a curated record. NCBI's taxonomy places the organism in Eukaryota, Metazoa, Mollusca, Bivalvia, Pectinida, Pectinidae.
AUGGGAUUCCCAAAAUACGAGGAGGGGUCUGUAGGGAAACACGAGGUAUGGGAUUCCCCAAAAUACGAGGAGGGGUCUGUAGGGAAACAUGAGGUAUGGGAUUCCCCAAAAUACGAGGAGGGGUCUGUAGGGAAACACGAGGUAUGGGAUUCCCCAAAAUACGAGGAGGGGUCUGUAGGGAAACACGAGGUAUGGGAUUCCCCAAAAUACGAGGAGGGGUCUGUAGGGAAACCCGAGGUAUGGGACUCCCCAAAAUACGAGGAGGGGUCUGUAGGGAAACACGAGGUAUGGGAUUCCCCAAAAUACGAGGAGGGGUCUGUAGGGAAACACGAGGUAUGGGAUUCCCCAAAAUACGAGGAGGGGUCUGUAGGGAAACACGAGGUAUGGGAUUCCCCAAAAUACGAGGAGGGGUCUGUAGGGAAACACGAGGUAUGGGACUCCCCAAAAUACGAGGAGGGGUCUGUAGGGAAACACGAGGUAUGGGAUUCCCCAAAAUACGAGGAGGGGUCUGUAGGGAAACACGAGGUAUGGGAUUCCCCAAAAUACGAGGAGGGGUCUGUAGGGAAACACGAGGUAUGGGACUCCCCAAAAUACGAGGAGGGGUCUGUAGGGAAACACGAGGUAUGGGAUUCCCCAAAAUACGAGGAGGGGUCUGUAGGGAAACACGAGGUAUGGGACUCCCCAAAAUACGAGGAGGGGUCUGUAGGGAAACACGAGGUAUGGGACUCCCCAAAAUACGAGGAGGGGUCUGUAGGGAAACACGAGGCGUGGAGCUCCAUAAAAUUUGGGGGUUACGAGGCGAGGAACUCCCUUAAAUUAGGGGGUCACGAGGCGAGGAACUCCAUCAAAUCAGGGCAACACGAGGCGAGGAACUCCCUUAAAUUAGAGGACAGGAGGCGAGGAACUCCCAAAAAUCAGGGAAACACGAGGCGAGGAACUUCCUUAAAUUAG